CACAAACUCAACAGCUCUGGCCGCGGAAUGGUACGACUGCAACUAUCUAUCAAAGCGGAGCUAGAGAACUGUACCUCCUUGUGUCCAGGAUUCGAUGAUUACGAAUUCUUCUUCCAGGUUAAGUGCAGUUCAUGCCAUGAGGUACAUCCGAAAUUUGUAUCUGUAAACAGACUUGAGCAGCACGCUGUAUCAGGCAGCAAAGCUGCCACAGCCAACUUCGUAUGGAGGUGCGGGAUGUGCAAACGAGAACAUUCAGCGAAAUUCGAGCCGAAUGUACCUCCCAAACCCUACGAUGCUGAACUCAACGGGCAAUUUGCUCCCAUUCUCACCGUCGAUUGUCGCGGUCUCGAGUUUAUCGGUUUCGAUCCACGCGGUGUCUGGAAAUGUCAAGGAACCGAGAGCGGGACGGUGUUCCCUGAGGUGGACCUCAGCGAAGGUUACUGGAGUGAUUACGAUGAGAAGGCGGCACUACCUGUCAGUAUUUCGGAAAUCGAGACGCGUUGGACUCGGGAGUGA
This is a messenger RNA of Punctularia strigosozonata HHB-11173 SS5, 516 nucleotides long. Its product is annotated as DUF866-domain-containing protein. The transcript has 6 exons. The record is from RefSeq and is a predicted model, not a curated record. NCBI's taxonomy places the organism in Eukaryota, Fungi, Basidiomycota, Agaricomycetes, Corticiales, Punctulariaceae. The coding region runs from base 28 to 516 and encodes 162 amino acids. Gene Ontology annotation, molecular function: zinc ion binding.